GUUGUUGGAGUGCAUCAAGUAGAUAUCGCAAACAGUUGAGCGCGUAAAGGUGAAGGCAUGGCCAUAGUGAAACUGGUUAAGAAUAAGGCUUAUUUUAAACGCUUCCAAGUCAAAUUCAAAAGGCGAAGAGAGGGAAAAACUGACUACUAUGCUCGCAAACGGCUAAUUUGGCAGGAUAAAAACAAAUACAAUACACCUAAAUACCGUCUGGUGGUCCGUUUUACUAAUAAGGACAUAAUCUGUCAGAUUAUUUAUGCACGCAUUGAUGGAGACCGAGUAUUGUGCUCCGCCUAUUCUCACGAAUUACCUCGAUAUGGCGUUAAGGUGGGACUGACUAAUUAUUCCGCCGCCUACUGUACAGGUCUUCUUUGUGCCAGGCGCGUAUUGAAGCAACUAGGCCUGGAUGGUCUUUAUGCUGGAGCUGAGAAAGUCGAUGGGCAAGAAUAUCAUGUGGAAUCUGUUGACGGGGAAAAGUCUGCUUUCAGGUGUCAUCUUGACAUUGGUCUUGCAAGGACUACAUCCGGUGCCAAUAUCUUCGGGGCUCUUAAAGGUGCCGUUGAUGGUGGUCUAGACAUACCUUACUCACCCAGUAGAUUCCCGGGUUACAACCAGGCGUCUAAAGAGUACAAUGCCGAGGUUCACCGAGCCCGUAUACUAGGUCAUCAUGUAGCUGAAUAUAUGAAACUACUUCAAGAGGAAAGCGAAACUGAUUAUCAGCGUCAGUUCAGUGGAUAUAUAAGACAUGGGAUCACUGCUGAUAAAAUUGAGGCAAUGUACCUUUCAGCUCAUGCAGCAAUUCGAGCAGACCCCUCACAUAUUACUAAGGAGCAGAAGGAGGUUCAACCGAAGAGAUUCAAUCGCAGAAAGUUGUCUUCCAAACAAAGAAAGGAACGUGUUCGACAAAAGAAGACACACUAUCUCUCUCAACUCAAAAAAGAAAUAGCCGCUGCUGAAUAGUUGUCUGUUAUAAUAAAAUGUUGGUCCAGUAUUUUCUAGUUUAGUCUAGUCUUUGUCACGUUUACCUUAUAUUCCAUCUAGGUUAUUUUCUCGUGACCACCUAGAGGUGAUCUUUUGGUCAUUAGAGUUGACCGAUUAAGGCUUGAUAUUCC
Messenger RNA from Schistosoma curassoni, 1109 nucleotides. The record is from the annotation of a GenBank genome assembly. Lineage: Eukaryota; Metazoa; Platyhelminthes; Trematoda; Strigeidida; Schistosomatidae.